Messenger RNA from Encephalitozoon hellem ATCC 50504, 2427 nucleotides. Its product is annotated as mRNA turnover and stability protein. The transcript has a single exon. NCBI's taxonomy places the organism in Eukaryota, Fungi, Microsporidia, Unikaryonidae. Gene Ontology annotation, cellular component: endoplasmic reticulum membrane. The record is from RefSeq and is a predicted model, not a curated record. Gene Ontology annotation, molecular function: zinc ion binding. The coding region runs from base 1 to 2427 and encodes 808 amino acids.
AUGAGUGAGGGGAAAAGGUAUUGCAAAAUCUGUCACAUGGGAGAUGUAGGGGGAGAUGAUUUAUGCAACCCGUGCAGGUGCUCUGGAACGAUAAAAUACAUUCAUCGCGAGUGUUUGAUGUCGUGGAUUGAGUGCUCCAAAAUCAAAAGAUGUGACAUAUGCCACUAUGAGUAUAGAUUCAGAGAUAUUUACAAGCCGGACACGCCCCAAAUGCUUCCUUUGUCUAUACUUAUCAAGGGGAUAUGUGGCAUGGGGUGGAAGGUGGCAAUUGCUCUUACGUGGUGCAUUCUGCAGAUGAUCAGGUGGCUGGGUGUUUUUUAUUUCAAUGGAUACCUCUUUAUGACGUCGGUAGGACUUUAUGAUUUCAGUUCCAGGCCUGACUUAAAAGGCAGUAUGCUACUGAUAGCAGUUGGGAUUCCAUUGGCUUGGCUAGCACAGAUAAACCGAUGCCUGUUUAACCAGAUCAAAGAGAGAUUUGGGGGUGCCACAAGAAGAAGGAGGAUGGUAAAUCCAAGUACAAUACUUGAAUCCCUGAAUAGAGAGCUUUUACAGGAUGAGGAGUCUACCCGAACAUCUAGGAGGGUGCUUGCUCACGAAUUGGAUGACAAUCUACCUCCAGGCUCCCGUGCUGUUACUUCUGAAGGAACUAGUGAAACUGCCGAUACCCGAAGGGAGCGAGCUAGGAGGCAGAAUGAUCCCAUGAGAGACUUCCAGUUCAAACCAAUUAUAUCUGGAGCUGUUGAGAUGACGCUUCCGGUAUCAUUUAUAUCUGUGAUCUAUGGGGUUGGGAGACUUGUUUAUAUCCCUGGUGUUCCUGGGGCCUUUGGGCAGUUUCUUUCUGACAUGGGGCUGAAAGGGCUGUAUUCCAGGCUGGUUGGGUUUGGGAUUGUCUUUUGGAUGGCUAUGGAAUGUGCCGGGCAUAUAUGGAGAAGAUGUAGAGCUAGUAGAAUGAAGUAUGUGCAUGUCUUUAUGAAGAUAUAUCUUAUAAUCAUGAUGAAUAUAUUCUUCAUGAAUCUAACGUUUGGACUAGUCCUUCACUAUGUAUUUGGAAGGAUACUGAAUAGAGGAAUGCAUGUCUUAGACCUCAACGACGAGUAUGGGCCCAUUCUAAAGGCAUUCAUGUCUCUGGUAUUCCACAUGUCAAUUGGAUACACCUUCAGCAUUGUAAUAAGAAACAUGUUCCUCAGAUUCAAGAGGUGCUUCCGGCCGGGUGUUUUCCACUUUGUACCUGAUGACGACGACUCCCGGAUGGACGAGCUAUACGAGGCUUCGAAGGUGGGGGUUCUUCGGAUACUUUUUCGUGCUGCAAUGUACUUAACGUUCUUCACCCUGUUCUACGGAGUGGGGCUCACAACGAUCAGACUGGCCUGUGGGGAGGUAGGUGUGAAGUUUUCCAUAAAAAGCUUUCUAAAGCUAGCACUCAGCUACAAAACCUUUACAAUGGUCCUGUACUCGAACAAGAUACUCUGCGACUAUGUGGUGAAAGGACUCGACAAGGUUGUAAGGCUGGAGGCCAGGCUACUUGGGAUGGAAAACUUUCUUUACAAUACACGAAUAAGACGGUACAACAAGCAGAUGCUGAGAUGGUGUGCUAAUAGGAACAAGAUCUUCAAGAGGCAGCAUGUCAAGGCAAGGGAAAGAAGAAGGCCGACAGAAAGAGAGAUUCACAAGUACUUCAACACGCAGAUUUCUUCUGACUUUGCAAUCUUCUACAUCCCAAGGCUGUUUGUUCUCAGGUGCGGCCUGAUAGGGCUGUCUGUUGUUUUGUCCUUGUAUUGCCUUUAUGCCGGAUAUGCCUUUAUUGCCAGCUGUAUUGUUAGAAGAAUCAACAUGGCAAGAUAUGUAAGGGACUCUGAAGACAUACUAUUCUAUCUUGUAUUGUCUAGUCUCUUUCGCUUGUCAUGGAUAAUGAUCCAUGUGGUGGUUAGCAGUGUAAGAGGAGAGAAAGAUACUCUACAAACGGUUGGGGAUCUAUGCAAGCAUGGGAUUGUGAACGUGUACAUAAACACGGUCUAUCCCCUGUUUGGGAGCCUGAUGGUUAUUAUGCUGUCCAGCGAUGGGAUUGGUGUCAACGGAGUACGCCCCCUAAGGCUGUUUCUGUUUUUCUUCAGUUCUACCUCGAUUGUGGAGACGAUUUUGAGUUCGUCUCCUGAGCACUACACCUUUCGAGCGCUUGUCAGGGAGCUGUGCAAAAUCAAUGCAUUUAUUUCUGUUGUGUUUGGGAUAUGGUAUAUAUACAAUGCAGUGACCUUACUGCUCGGGCUGGACAACAUGGAGUUUAUUAUCCUGAGUGUUGCUGCCGGAUAUAUAAUUUUUGUAUCGAAGAAGAUUGGGCAGUGUAUCCAGAGUGAAAAGGGCUUCUACAAAAAGCUUCUGGAUGAAAACUACUUGAUUGAAAGAAGGAUUGUGAAUAUUGAUGAGGAGUGA